Lathyrus oleraceus (garden pea) is the source of this 2184-nucleotide messenger RNA. Its product is annotated as probable glycosyltransferase At5g03795. NCBI's taxonomy places the organism in Eukaryota, Viridiplantae, Streptophyta, Magnoliopsida, Fabales, Fabaceae. Bases 392 to 2071 code for a protein of 559 amino acids. The transcript has 4 exons. Gene Ontology annotation, molecular function: glycosyltransferase activity. The record is from RefSeq and is a predicted model, not a curated record.
AAAUUUAGAGAACGUGCAUGAACCUCAACCUUAUUAUAAACCAGUUUUUGACCUUUUCACCAUCUUACUCCACAUUUUCCUCCCAUCUUCUAUUCCUCAGUUCCUACCUUUUUUCCCACACAACACAAAGAUUCACAUAAACAAAACCUUUCUCCACUGUCGGUGCAAUCUCAUGAUUCUGUUUUACACCAUUUAUCUCUCUCUUUUACUUAUCAAAAACCCUCACAAAAUUUCUCAACUUUUUUGCAAGAUCUCAAAUGGGUUUGCUUUCAAAUUUCCAUUUUUGAACCAUUUCAUGAUGGGUGGUCUAUGAAGUUUCCAUUAAACCUUGUUUCAUUUUCUUGUUGUAGAUAGGUUUAUUGUAUGUUAGAUUUAUCAGUUAUAAAAAAAAAUGGAUCUAGGAAUUUUCAGAUAUCUAUGUCAAGCAGAAACAAGGAGAUUAGUUUCAUUGUUAGGAGUAACAAUAGCUUUAAUUUUAGUACUUCAAUUUUAUGAACUUCCAAAUAGUGAGUUUUUAUCUUCUCUUACUGCCAAAAUCAAAAGUUUCACAAUGGAUACACCUUUGGUUAAUUCUACAAUGGAGACUCAUAAUGUAAAUGUGAACUUCAAUGCUUCAAAUUCAAGCUCAAUUAGUCCUCAAGAAUCUUCAUUAGGUAGUGUUGAUGGAAAAGAUGUUAAUUUAACAUCACAAGGGAAUCAAUCUUCCUUGCUUGCACCACAACCUAUGGUGCCUUUGCCUAACACAUCAUUCUUUGAUUCAAAAGUGUUUCCAAAGGAUGGAAUUUUGAGUUCUUUGCUAAGUAGCAAUGCGACAAUCGUUAAAGACGCGUCUGCGAUUUGGAAGAAUUCCAAAAGGAGGCCAUCUAAAGUAGUUUCGAUAUCCGAAAUGAACUUAAUCUUGCAGCAUAGCCAUGGUUCUUCGCAGGGAGCGAAACCCGCGAGUUCUUCAGCUGUUAAUGUGGAGAUAUUGAAUGCAAAAUCGGAGAUUGAAAAUGCGCCUAUUAUUAUGAAUGAUUCAAGACUUUACUCACCUUUAUACAGGAAUGUUUCCAUGUUUAGAAGGAGUUAUGAACUAAUGGAGAAGAUGUUGAAAGUUUUCGUCUACCCGGACGGAGACACGCCAAUCUUUCAUGAACCCUUAUUGGAAGGAAUAUAUGCAUCUGAAGGAUGGUUUAUGAAAUCAAUGGAAGGAAACAAACAGUUUACGACUCGAGAUCCUGAGAAGGCUCACUUGUUUUACAUACCUUUCAGUUCAAGAUUGUUGCAGUUAACUCUUUAUGUGCGUAAUUCGCAUAAACGUUCAAACUUAAUCGAGUACAUGAAAAAUUAUGUCGACGUGAUUGCUGGAAAGUACCCUUUCUGGAACAGAACCAAUGGAACAGAUCACUUUGUUGUUGCUUGCCAUGAUUGGGCUCCUGCAGAAACACGAGGGCGAAUGCUUAAUUGCAUCAGAGCACUUUGCAAUGCUGACACUGAAGUAGGAUUCAAGAUAGGAAAAGAUGUAUCUCUUCCCGAAACAUACGUUAGAUCGGUCGAGAAUCCUCUCAAAAACAUAGGAGGCAACCCUCCUUCUCAGAGGCCGAUCCUAGCCUUUUUCGCAGGCGGUUUACACGGUUACGUUCGGCCUAUGUUAAUAAAACUUUGGGAGAACAAAGAACCCGACAUGAAAAUCUCCGGCCCGUUACCACACGUAAGAGGUAACAAAAACUACAUCGAGCUCAUGAAGAGUAGCAGAUUCUGCAUAUGUGCAAGAGGUCACGAAGUUAAUAGCCCGCGCGUGGUCGAAGCGAUAUUCCAUGAGUGUGUUCCUGUUAUCAUAUCUGAUAACUUUAUUCCUCCUUUAUUCGAGGUUUUGAAUUGGGAGUCAUUUGCUGUGUUCAUCAAGGAGAAGCAUAUUGCUUAUUUGAGGGAUGUACUAGUUUCAAUCUCGGAAGAAAGAUACUUGGAAAUGCAUAAGAGAGUGAAAAUGGUGCAAGAGCAUUUUCUUUGGCAUCAUGAGCCUGUUAAGUAUGAUUUGUUUCACAUGCUUCUUCAUUCAAUUUGGUAUAAUAGAGUUUUCUAUACAAGUUAGAUGUAGUAAUCAUGUAUCAAUUUUGUAGAAUUAAAACUCAUUGUGUAAACAUAACAGCUAAAGCAAGAAUAAUUCGUAGAAAUUUAUCAAGUAUAUCUGAUGUAUCUGAUUUA